UCUGCAAAUCGUCUCUCCGCGUUGUCUCGUCUCGAUUCUCUUCUCGCUCUCGAACACCCCAACGAGAGGACCAAUCUCCUAGGGUUUCGGCUGCUUCCGACCGAGAGAGGAGAUGACGACGGCGGCGCGGCCGACGUGGGCGCCGGCCAAGGGCGGGAACGAGCAGGGCGGCACGCGCAUCUUCGGGCCCUCCGGGAAGUACUCCUCCCGCGACCUCGCCGCCCACACCUCCCUCAAGCCCAGAAAAGAGGGACAGCAAACUCAAGAGGAGUUACAGAAGAGGAACCUCAGGGAUGAGCUUGAGGAGCGUGAACGCAAGCACUACUCGUCCAAGGAUAAGUCCUAUGUUGAAGACAGAGACCGGCGAAAAAGUUCGAGCUUGCUCCUAGAAGGUUCUAAACGAGAUGCUGAGGAUAAGAUAGUUGCACGAGAAAUCGAUGCAGAUGACUCUGACAUGGAGCCCAAAAGUGAUGAUGAAAGUGAUGAAGAUGAUGACGAUGAUGACACUGAGGCUCUAAUGGCAGAGCUCGAGAGGAUUAAAAAGGAAAGAGCCGAGGACAAGCUUAGAAAGGAGCGUCAGCAAGCAGAAGAAGAGGCCAAGAUGAAGGAGGCUGAGCUCAUGCGAGGAAACCCACUAAUCAAUAUGAACAACUCUGGCUCCUUCAACGUAAAGAGAAGGUGGGAUGAUGAUGUUGUAUUCAAGAACCAGGCUCGUGGAGAGAUCAAGACGCCAAAACGGUUCAUCAACGACACCAUCAGGAGUGAUUUCCACCGCAAGUUUCUGCAUAGGUACAUGAAAUGAUGCUGUAGUAUGAUUUAUGUUGCCUGGCUGGGUACCUUCUGGCCUCCUGGAAAGACCUGUGAUGUUUCUGUACUCCAAAGAUCAAUUUGUAUGACAUUACUGUAACAUAUGCUCUAUCUGGAUGGUGAUAUUUUUACCCUCUUCGUAAGAGUAAAGAAACAACUACUUGUGUAUAACUGAUGCCGCGUUGAAACUUUGGUAUGCCUUUAUUAGUAUUUGUUCUACGAAAA
This is a messenger RNA of Brachypodium distachyon (stiff brome), 1032 nucleotides long. RefSeq names its product protein CWC15 homolog. Gene Ontology annotation, cellular component: catalytic step 2 spliceosome. Gene Ontology annotation, biological process: mRNA cis splicing, via spliceosome. Gene Ontology annotation, molecular function: RNA binding. The transcript is spliced from 7 exons. The coding region runs from base 113 to 802 and encodes 229 amino acids. The record is from RefSeq and is a predicted model, not a curated record. Lineage: Eukaryota; Viridiplantae; Streptophyta; Magnoliopsida; Poales; Poaceae.